Molecule: messenger RNA, 1878 nt
Organism: Oldenlandia corymbosa var. corymbosa
Lineage: Eukaryota; Viridiplantae; Streptophyta; Magnoliopsida; Gentianales; Rubiaceae
Source: the annotation of a GenBank genome assembly
GGAGUAUUAUAAUUCUAUCCAAAAAAAAGGAAAAGAAAAAGAAAGGCAACAAAACCCCUCCUCCUCUGUUCCACACUAAUAACAAUCAUUUCCUCUCCCCAAGUCUUCUUCCUCACUCACACAGUAACACACACAGCUGUCAUCUUUUUUAUCAUUUAGCUCAAACAAAUUCUUCUGUUCCUUGUCCUCCCAACAUGCAGAGGCAGUCACUGGGCUCACCAGCAGCAAAGCUCAACAUCAAUGGAGUCAUCACCAUCUCCACCAGAGAAUCUUCCUCCUCCUCCUGUUCUUCCCCAUUAUCCGUAUCUUCAUCAACCACAAAAGCAUCUCCUCAGAAGAAACUACUUCUGCCCUGUAAUGAUGAAGAAGAUGGAAAGUCUCCCAAGAAAUUCCACCACAAAUCGGCAUCACCGUUUGGACAUCCUGAGAAGUUCAUUCAUCUCAUCCCUUUGCUCACUCUGUUCUGCAUCCUCGUACUUUACCUCUUCUCUCACAGCCCAUCUCAGACUGGUAAUUUAAUUGAAUCAACCCAUAUAUUCUUUUUCAGUAAUUUCUUCGUUUGAUGAUGAAUUUAUCUCUCUGGGUUUCAGAAUUAGCUCACUUUAAUGGGUUCAACUUCAACGCUCUGUCGAAUUCAAUAGAUUCAACGAACAUGGACGAAUUAUUAGAAACUGGGAAAAAAGGCGAGGUUUUGGCGAUUCGGAGCGCGCGGAAUCUGCAGGGACUGGAUAAGGAAAUUUCGAAAUCCAAAUUAAACAGAAAAAUCGGCGACUUUCGGUUGUUGCGGUAAUCAAAAAUCCCUGUUUCCUGGGUGGGCUGUUUUUCUUUCUUAUCAUUAUCAUCAUUCAAAAGCGUGGUUGCGGUUAUGGCUUCCUCCACUCCGAGUUGACUCAGUCGGUGGGUAACCGUUGAGUUUAAUAUCAGCUGGAAAAAAAAUACGUCCUUCUUUUUAAUUUUUUUUUUUAUUUUUUACCAUUUGGCGUGCACGUGAAUAUAUAUAUAUAUUCUUCGAGUUGUUUUGUUGGGGGAUGAAUUUUUGCACCUUUGCUGCAAUAUCUCUAUAUCAACCCCCACUGUAAAAAAUAAAAAUGGAAAGGAAAUUUACUGUUGCCAAAUUCCGUCUAUGACUCUCUCAUACUAUGUCUAUCACUGUUUUAUCAGGGAAACUGUAAAUAAUAUGCAUUUGAGCCGUUUGGUAUCUUUCGGAAAAGUAUUACUACUUCCGUCCCACGAAAAUAAUUUACAUCGAGUUUUUAAAACAGUAUAAACUUGAAAACUUGACGUAUAUUAUUUUUGUCGGACGAAAGUAACACGUGUUUAUACCGGUAUUCAUUAGUUCAUUUUGAAUGGAUGGCUAGAGAUAUUUAGAUGGUUGGUGGUGAUGCAUACUACUAGUCUACUACUAGUGAUGGGGUCGGGGUAAAUGGGAAAUUUUUACCGAUAUGUGAUUUACCUCAAGUUUUAGGGGUUAAAGGAGUUGUUAAAUGUGGAUAAAGUAGUAGUAGUAGUAAGUGGAGGUGCCAGUUUCCAACUUCCAAGAGUGCGCCAGAAGACUGCUGAAAAACCAGCUGGAAAAGGAGAAAAAAAAAAAGAAAAUGCUACUACUAGUAAUGACCGUUACUGUAAAGCCUCGGGUUCCGGUUUGAUAUUUGACAGCUGGAAUCUAACUGUUUUCCACAUGGAUAUUUUUUUUUUUUUCCUUUCUUCUUCACCUUUUCCAAGUCCCAUUGUAGCAGUAGAGAGAUUAGAGACACUCUACUACUUUAUGAAAAAUAUGCAUUAUUCUUUUUGUUUUAAUGUAAUAAUGAUUCAAUUUUGAAUUUUUUCUCUUAAUAAAAUGUAAUAAAACUUGAAUAAUCAAAAUCAUAAAAGUGUUAC